This is a messenger RNA of Gymnodraco acuticeps, 2444 nucleotides long. RefSeq lists its product as uncharacterized. Lineage: Eukaryota; Metazoa; Chordata; Actinopteri; Perciformes; Bathydraconidae. The coding region runs from base 796 to 1284 and encodes 162 amino acids. The transcript has 4 exons. The record is from RefSeq and is a predicted model, not a curated record.
AAUUAUUCCGCACAGAUAACUCCAACUUUAUAUACACCGCCUAUUACCCUCAGUAUCGCCGAGAAACACGUUUGAAGUUACUUUAUAUCGCUGUAUUUAACACUAAAGCAAAGUUGAACUGAUUUUCAAGCCAUAAACUCCAACAGGGUUUGCUUUACUGACAGUGAGCGCGUCACGUUGCCUAGCAACCCCGUUUCCCUCCAAACGUUAUUGAGAAAAAUCUUACAAACAAAACAUUGCUUGAAUUGUAAUCUAUAUAUAAAUAGAAAAAUAGCAUAUAAUAAUAAUUUGGAAUUUAAAUAAAUGAAUACAAAAAAUGAAAAAAAAGACAAUAAAACAGAAUACAUAUAUUUGUAUACAGUGAACAUAAGAAUUACCAGUAUCAACAAAAAUGUGCUAAUUUGACUAUUACAUAUAGUUAACAACAUUACAUUUUUAAACAUUAAACUUGUGUAAAUUACAAUAUAUACAGAGUUUGAUUCGUAUAAUUAGAAGAUAAUAAAGCUGAAGCUCAUUGUUGCUCAACAAGUACAAUGUAAGUAUAGUCAGUUUCACCCUUUGUUCUAUUACUCACAUGCUCUCUGUCUUUCACUUACACAUCACACUUCCUGUGAAACUGUCAGGCUACUUCUUCUGUCUUGUUAGCUCCCACAAGUCACUCUGCUGCACACCUCCAUGUGUGAAGUUCUCUCUUUCUCUUUCAUUCCCCUUUACCUCUGCGGGUCUGCUUCUAUGGCCCCUGUAAUAAGUCUAAGGUGCUGUUUUUGGAAAUGAAUCUGUUUGGCGUGUUUGUGGAUGUCUGACAGUUUCUCCUCACCAUGGCAGCAGCUGUGCCGCAAACAGAAGGUGGUGUAUACCUACAGAGUGCUUAAGACACACAGUGGACACUAUACUCUCAUGACUGCAGGAGGUAUUGAAGAAACACAUUUUAAGAAUUUGGAAGAUCUGAUCCGGCACUAUAAGAAGAAGAACCAGGGCCUCGCCAUGCACCUGCGGCACUCUGUCAAAAGAAAGACAGCCAUGUUGAUCAAGCAACCAGCAGAACCACAGAGCAUGGCAGAACCUCAGAGGAUGGCAGAACCUCAGAGGAUGGCAGAACCUCAGAGGAUGGCUGAACCUCAGAGGAUGGCUGAACCUCAGAGGAUGGCUGAACCUCAGAGGAUGGCUGAACCUCAGAGGAUGGCUGAACCUCAGAGGAUGGCUGAACCUGAGGAACCUGACUAUGAGGAAUCUGACUAUGCGAAUGUUUCUGACACUGACUACGUUGAGGUCCUGCCUGAAUGAACAACUCUGACAGUUAUCUUAAACAACACGAGCAGAGUGGAAAAUACAUUUGGUAUCAAAAGCUUACAGACUGGAUCAAAUUCAGAAAUAUAAAUAAGGUUGGACAAAUGCUGAAGAAAAAGGCUCGCCUCCAGUGGAUGGACUUUUAUGCAAUUUGUCUCAUUCAUGACACCCAGAGGAUGAAUUGUUUUUGGGAAUUGCAAAAAUGUGACUUGGAGUUGAGUGCUAUUAUAACAUGCUAAGCUAAGAUGUUAUAUAUUAGCAUGUUGGCAAUAUUCAUAGUUGGCAUCAGUGUUGGAAGAAGUACUCAGAUAGUUUACAAAUACUGCCCUCAAAAUCAAGCUUACAUUAAAGUACAAAAGUAAAAGCACACCUCAUCACCCAUUUCAGAAGAAAUUUAUAUUAUUAGCUAAAUUAUAAUUAUUGAUGGAUUACUGGCUUCAUCAUUUAGAUGAUGCAGCUGGUUAAGGACGAGCCAAUUUGAAUAACUUAACAUACUGUACAGUAUCUAAAGGUCACAUUUUGUUUACUUUGUAAUUAAAAAAAUACAAUAUUUGUAAGUAAAGUACUUCAAAAUAACACCUGUGCAGUAUAGUAAAUAUACUUUAAAUCACUUGUUAGCAUUUAAUUCCUUGUUAAUGCUGCUGUACAUGUGUAGAAUAUAGAACUGUUCAUCUGUAGAGACAUAACAGGAUUUUUACUCCUGCUGUGAGACACUGGCUGUCAACUCAAGUUACCAUUUGAAAGCAAUCUGAAAUGUAAUUGCAAGUGCAUUUAUCAACAUUUGCAUCUGAAUCAUCAUGACGCAUGUGGAAACAUAUCCUUUAUCUCAAAGUUACCAUACUGUCAACUAGUUUCCAGUUCCAAGAAUAUUGGCCGGACAUUGCAUUUACAUGAAUCCAGCAACACAGUGUUUGUUUUUGAGUUGCACUGCAGUAUUCCUUAUGUCAUGGCUUUUAUUUCUAUCAUAUUAUACAGUAAAGAACAUUUUGGCAUUUGUUUCCAUUCCUACAGACAUGUAGAAUGACAGGGUGGCUGGUAUUUGUUAUACAUUUACACUUUGUAAAUACUAAUCUAUUCCAUUUUCUUUUGUACCUGUAUAAUCUUUGGUGUUUUAUGUGCAAUUACAGUAAAAAUAUCCCUCUUGCAGACACAACAUA